AUGCUGAAAAUACUGAUACAGCGUCAGAAUCUGAGUGGGCAAGGAAGUUCGUCAUCUGCAUCUUGCGUGUUGAUUUCUGGUACUGAGCCUGAGGAGUCAGAAGAUAUUUCCAGAAACAGAACAGCAAGCGAGGAAACUUUAUAUGCCAGGCAACAUCAAGCACUGGGAAGCCUCGACAGCAUUGCCCACCUACUGAUGGAGUCAGUCUCAGAUACAGACAAAACGCUGACUGGUAGUCCCUCUACAACAGGAUCAUCUGGGAACUCCAAGAAAACUUCUCUUGGUGGAAAGGGAUCAAAAACGAAACACUUAGACCCGACUGAUCUGAACAAGAAAAUUCUGGACGUUAACUCAGUAGAAGAGGAUUUAGCCGAGAGAAUGAUUGUGUAUAAAGAUGGAAAGAAAAGAAAGCCACAGAACCUAAACAAAAGCCCAAAGAAUUUUGAAAUAGCACAGAGAAUGGACUCGCAUCCUAUGCACAAAAGGAAACCGCAACCACCAGCAAGGAGACAGAAGAGACUUUUUGUUCCGGAAAACAACCUUAAAUGGCCUAACAGAGAAAUACCAUACAGUAUACAAAGAAACACAUACCGAAGCCUUGGUAACUUAGAGACGAUAUUUAAUGAAGCAGUGGAAAAGUUUAACGAUGCGGCCUGCGUAACAUGGAUACCUAGAACAACAGAAUCCACCUACAUCAACAUCGUGGGAAACCAGCAAUUAUGUGCCUCUUAUGUUGGUUACGGCUCAGGGCCGUCUAAUGUACAAGACCUUUGGCUUUACGAAAACGGCUGUGUAUAUGUUGACAUAGCAAUACAUGAGAUGUUACACGCUGCAGGAGCGAUGCACGAACAAUCAAGAGAGGCCGACCGUGAUCCUAUCAUCACCUAUAACUGGGACGCCAUCUCCAGCGAUGCGGAGUUUAACUACAGGGGAUUCAAACUCACCAAUGCCCGCCAAUACGAUCUAGGGUCGGUUCUCCAGUAUGAAUUGACGUACGGGUCUACAACCUAUAUGAUAUCCAAUGAUCCUGAUCUGGCUUAUUUGCCCAGACAGAUGAAGGAUGACCUGUCAUUUUAUGACAAGGCUGAACUGAAUGCUUUCUAUCAAUGCGCUGAUGACUGUGUCAAUCCCCCCACCUGUCAAAACGAGGGUUUUGUGAAGCAGAUGGGAGGAGUGUGUAGCUGUGUCUGUGUGGAGGGACUAAAGGGGGAAGACUGCUCACAACUCGAUACCUCUCCCGGAUGUGGGGACAUCAUAACACUGACCAGUGGUGGAUCACAACAAAUCGUUAUGUCCCCUUACACAGCUGGACUCAAAUGUACUUGGCUGAUCAAGGGUGCAGAGAAAACUAAGAUCCGCCUAUCUGUUGAUUCCAUGGACCUGCCAUCCAAUCCACAAGACGCUUGUUUUCAUUUCCUGGAAGUCAGAGACUAUCUUUCUGGGACUCCAGGAAAGUUAAUUUGUGGAAACUCAGGUGGUGGUGUUUUCACUAAGAAACGCCUAGGACCUACCAAUAUGAUGGUUGUCCAAUUUGAUAGCGAUACAUACAACACCAUUGCCCCCGGAAAUGGAUUCACCUUAACGGUGGUAGCAGUGCCUUCAGCCUGUAGCAGUAACCCCUGUAAAUAUCCGGCUACCUGUGUCGACGGAGCUACGGCUGACGACUAUACGUGUGAAUGUACGGCAGGAUACUCAGGCACGAACUGUGAUACAGUCUCAGCUUCCGCUGAGGUUACUGAUAGUUUUGAGGAUGACUUUACAACAUUGAUGAGACACGUGACUACCGGUGUAGAUUUUCAGUGGUCAACUGGUCUGUAUUUUGAUAUGAAUGGAAACCAAAUACAAGCGUCUAAUGGACACCUUAUGGCUCAAAUGAUCAGCUACUUUCUCAAUACGCCUUUCUACUAUGCCAGCAUUGCAAAAAUGGAAACAUCUGCAAUAUUUGAAAGUGCAGACCGCUGUUUGAGAUUUGAUUAUGCCAUAUCUAACAGAAAUCUACGCAGCACGUGGAAAACGAGACUCACAGUUAAUAUCAUGAGCGAUUCUAAGACGACACCACACGUGUUCAAUACCAACACCGGUAAUGUCUGGACUACAGCUGAAAUAAACAUGCCAGCUGUGUCCAAUUUAAAGGUUGAAUUUGAAGGCUACUUCGGUGAUCAGGAAUUGGCUGUUGAUAACAUUCGGAUAUCUCCUCUACUCUGUAAUGCCCCUGGACCAUGUGACGGCGUAGAUUGCCAAAAUGGGGGAUCAUGUCAGGUGACAUCAUCGUCGACGUUUGAGUGCCAGUGUCAAACGGGUUUCUCUGGCCAGUUCUGUCAAAAUGAUGUAUGUAGCAGUAACACCUGUGUGAAUGGGGUCUGUAAUCCUGUGUCAGCCUCGGACUAUACCUGUCAGUGUGACGAGGGGUGGUAUGGAGAAAACUGUGACAUUGAUCCGUGUUCGACAAAUGACUGUGUUAAUGGAGAGUGCGUUGCUUUGUCAGAGACAGAGACUGAGUGUCAGUGUAACACUGGAUGGUCGGGAACUAAUUGUGACAUCCAAUUAACAAGCUACACCUGUGAUUUCGAGGAGGACCCUGAAGCUAGUUGUUUCCUGACAGAAAGUGCCAACGAUGAUUUUGAUUUCACCCGAAGAAGCGGAGGUACACCCUCAAGUAGAACUGGACCGAGUGGUGCAGCCUCUGGAAACUACUAUAAAUAUACAGAGGCAUCCUCUCCACGAUCCCGGGGCGACGAGGCCAGCCUGGAGAGUGACGCCAGUUUCCCAGCUGGAACUUAUUGCCUGAGUCUCGCAAUAUCCAUGUAUGGGACGCACAUUGGGUCCUUGGAAAUUUUGACAAAGGAAGGAAAUAGUGCUGAAGUUAGGCAUCAAAUAUACAGCGGAAAUCAGGGGAGGAAAUGGUUUACUUAUUCAAAAGAACUCAGUCUUACCUCAUUAUCAAAGAUCAUCAUCCGGACAAGGAUUGGAGGAAAACGGAAAACCAGCUAUAGAGGAUAUAUUGCCGUAGAUAAUAUCGCACUGGAAUCUGGAUCUUGUGUUUAA
Messenger RNA from Saccostrea echinata, 3045 nucleotides. RefSeq lists its product as uncharacterized. The transcript has 25 exons. Gene Ontology annotation, cellular component: plasma membrane; protein-containing complex. The record is from RefSeq and is a predicted model, not a curated record. NCBI's taxonomy places the organism in Eukaryota, Metazoa, Mollusca, Bivalvia, Ostreida, Ostreidae. Gene Ontology annotation, molecular function: zinc ion binding; metalloendopeptidase activity. Gene Ontology annotation, biological process: establishment or maintenance of epithelial cell apical/basal polarity; proteolysis; heterophilic cell-cell adhesion. Bases 1 to 3045 code for a protein of 1014 amino acids.